GGCGCGUCGCUCGGUCAACCGCCGCAGAAAGCCCGAGACGACUUCCGAAAACAUCAAAGGAACAGAGAAAUCAUCCUCGCAAACAGCCAAACGACCAACGACCCUUGAUCUCGAACAGGGUUCCAGCCUUGUGUUGCGCAUUUCAUUAAAUCUCUUUCUUCUUCGCAUCAAUUGGUAUCCCAAUUGGUCUAUCAUGUCUGUCAGAGUGGUGGCGCGGAUUCGGCCUUUACUUGCAAAGGAACUCGACAGAGAUACGAUUGUACGCGCAGAAAGCAGCCAGGAGGGAAAGCCUAAUAACGUCGUUCGAAUUCCGAAUCCCAAGAAUGAGGCCGAGGAGUUUAGCUUCACCUUCAACGGUGUUUAUGACAUGGGCACAACACAGGAGGAGCUUUUUACGAACGAGGUUGCCCCGCAUUUGAAGAGUCUAUUCCAAGGUUUGGAUGUUAUGGUGUUUGCAUACGGCGUUACGGGUACGGGAAAGACACAUACGAUGAGAGGCGGCUUGAAGCUGUCGGAGAGAGGAAUCAUCCCACGUCUGCUAAGUGGAAUAUAUCGACGAGGUAGAAAGGUCACGAAAGACUCUGGAGAUGAAACAACAGUCACUGUUACACUCUCUUAUUACGAAAUCUAUAACGACAAGGUGUACGAUCUCUUUGAGGCGCCGGACAAGAGGUCACUGGCGGGUUUGCCAAUUCGGGAGAAGGACGGAAAGACUUUCGUGGUUGGACUUUCGGAACAUGCAUGUGAUGACCUGAAGGAUUUCGAAAGACUGUAUAUCGAAGCCAACAACAACCGGAGUACAGCUGGCACCAGUCUUAAUGCGCAGAGUAGUCGAAGUCAUGCAAUUCUUAUGGUCAAGGUAACACAGACAAACGGAGAUGAGACCUUGAUCAGUACAGCAUCUGCCAUUGAUCUGGCUGGUUCUGAAGAUAACCGGCGAACAGAUAAUAAUAAGGAGAGAUUGGUGGAGUCGGCGAGUAUCAACAAGAGCUUGUUUGUACUGAGUUCUUGUAUCGAUGCAAUUGGAAGAGGCGACAAGAGAAUUCCUUUCCGGGAGAGUAAGAUGACCCGAAUCCUCAGUCUGGGUCAGAACAACGGGAUUACGAUUAUGAUCUUGAAUCUUGCGCCUCUGAGAUCGUAUCAUCUGGACACGCUCUCAAGCCUGAAUGUUUCGAGUAGAGCGAAGCGUAUCGAGGUUCGGGAAAUCGAGAAUGAGGUCGUGUUCACGCAGCCACCUAGAAAAACUGUGCCACUUUCCGGAACCUCAAUGGCGCGACAACCAUUGAGACCCUUGGCGAACGCUCAUAAUACUCAUGCCAAUGCAGCAUCUCAGAAAGGAGAUAAGCCUGCAAAAUCCUUCUCGGUCUACACAGAUAAAUCGAAGACAACAGGACCACCGCGUGCACCAGCUCCACGAGCAAAUACUACCUCCAAACGCCCCUCGGAUUCCUCACUGAAUACUCGACCAACGAAAAUGGCUCGAGCAAAUCCUACUGGGUUGAGAUCUGGGGUGGAGCUUUCAUCGGCGAAGAUCGAGGAAAUGGUUGAGCGAAAAGUUCAAGAAGCACUUGCUGCACGACAACCAGCUACUGUCCCUGUGGGACUUAGUGACGAGGUGCAGCGAAGACUCGAAGCCCUGGAAAAGAAGAUAGAGAGUGGAGAAGCUGAGGAUGCUAGGGCCGAGGGACUACGUUUCUUGUUGAUGGCACGGCAACAUAAAUCCCGCGGGGAGGAAUCGAGUGCUCUGAAGAUGUACGAGCUGGCGCUACCUUUCUUCCCAGAACAAGAGAAGCUGCACAAGAAGAUCGAGCAUUUGAAGGAGAAGAUUCGAGCUAAGAAGGAUGACGCAGCUGUGAGAUCUGCUGGACAAAAUGAAGUGGAGAAGCGCAAGGCUUUAGCAACAAUGCCUAUCGUUAUACCCCCAUUGCCUCAAAUGUCUUCUGAAGGCUCAAAUGAAUCACCCAAGCCCCGAAGAGCGAAGACAGGUACGGACUCGGACGAUGACUUCAAUGGAUCCGCAGUUCUCCAAGCCGAUGACUACGACGACGACGACAGCUUUUGUUACAGAGCCACUAAGGCAAAGAAGCCGAAAGCCAAACCAGCUCCCAAAUCCGCACUCCGGAUCUUCUCCGAUGAAGCAGACGCUGACAGCCUUGAACCACCAACACCACGCACCCGACACCUCCUAGAUAUUAUCAACUCACGAAACGUCACCAUGAUCAGAGGUCUCAGCGGGGUUGGUGCGAAGAAGGCCCGGGACUUAGUCGAAUUCCUUGAACUGCAGAACGAGGACGAGGGUGGUAACAUCAAGAAUUUACAGCAAUUGAUUGCGGUACCCGGCCUGGGUAAGCGGAGCGUUGAAAGGGCUUAUGAGGGUAUCACGGCUUUACUUGUAUGAAUAUGGGGAUUUUGGCGUUGCAUUUCUUGGUGUUUGCAGGCUUGGUGGUUGGCUAUUAUUGUUUGAACGGGACUGCAUAUAUGAAUUUUGUGGCGGCGAUGAGGAGUUUGGAGUGGGAUUGAGGGGACUCAAGAGAGUCGUGAAUAGAUAAUGCUAUCGCGUAUUCAUUCUAGACAUAUAGACUUUUUGAUCAGAC
Messenger RNA from Cadophora gregata, 2594 nucleotides. RefSeq lists its product as uncharacterized. Gene Ontology annotation, cellular component: kinesin complex; microtubule. The transcript has 3 exons. Gene Ontology annotation, molecular function: ATP hydrolysis activity; ATP binding; microtubule binding. NCBI's taxonomy places the organism in Eukaryota, Fungi, Ascomycota, Leotiomycetes, Helotiales, Ploettnerulaceae. Bases 194 to 2398 code for a protein of 734 amino acids. The record is from RefSeq and is a predicted model, not a curated record. Gene Ontology annotation, biological process: microtubule-based movement.